Saccostrea cuccullata (small rock oyster) is the source of this 379-nucleotide messenger RNA. RefSeq names its product serine protease inhibitor Cvsi-2-like. The transcript is spliced from 3 exons. Bases 94 to 345 code for a protein of 83 amino acids. NCBI's taxonomy places the organism in Eukaryota, Metazoa, Mollusca, Bivalvia, Ostreida, Ostreidae. The record is from RefSeq and is a predicted model, not a curated record.
UCAGGGUGUAUUAAACUCGAUAAGGUACUUAUAAUCAAGGUCAAACAGUAUUUAGACCUCUAUUAUUCCUUUGUUUUCUUCAUCAACGUUAGCAUGAAGAUUUUAACAGCUGCUCUCAUACUCUCAUUCCUUGGCCUGAUUGCCGGGGAAGCUUGUGUCAGCAAGUACCAAUGUAUUGAUGUGGGGUGUAUUCAUCACACUACCCUCACCUGCCAGAACAACCUGUGUACAUGUACUCCAAUAACUGACGUAUACAGGUGUCUUUCCCCCGGGGACUGCAGACGACACACUGGCGUAUGUUAUACAGAAUGGGAAUGCAUUCAGGAACAAUGCCGUUGUAAAUAAAUCCACACAUCUGUAAAAAAGUCAUUUUUUCAAG